Messenger RNA from Merops nubicus (carmine bee-eater), 483 nucleotides. RefSeq names its product signal peptidase complex catalytic subunit SEC11C-like. The record is from RefSeq and is a predicted model, not a curated record. NCBI's taxonomy places the organism in Eukaryota, Metazoa, Chordata, Aves, Coraciiformes, Meropidae. Gene Ontology annotation, cellular component: membrane; signal peptidase complex. Gene Ontology annotation, molecular function: serine-type endopeptidase activity. The annotation marks the transcript as partial. The transcript is spliced from 5 exons.
UGGCAAGUCUUAACUCAUGCUAUGACACCGUUGUCUGUCCUUAUGAUAUGGAAGGGGCUGAUGGUCAUCACUGAUUGUAAAAGCCCCAUUGUUGUGGUGCUCAGUGGCAGCAUGGAACCAGCUAUUCACAGAGGAGACCUCUUGUUCUUAACAAAUUUUCAGGAUGACCCACUCAGAGCUGGUGAAAUAGUUGCUUUUAAAGUUGAAGACAGAGACAUUCCAAUAGUUCACAGAGUGAUCAAAAUACAUGAAAAAAAAAACGGGAACAUCAAGUUUUUGACCAAAGGUGAUAAUAAUGUAGCUGAUGAUAGAGGCUUGUACAAAGGUCAGAAGUGGUUAGAGAGGAAAGAUGUUGUUGGAAGAGUGAGAGGAUGUUUGCCAUAUGUGGGUCUGGUAGCUAUAAUAGUGAUUGAAUAUCCAAAAUUGAAGUGUGCUCUCUUGGCAGCAACAGGAGUGUAUGUACUGCUGAAGUGGAACUCCUAA